UAUUUGAGGCUCUUCUUUUUCAUCUAACUUUUCUUCAUUACUGUCAUUAAUAUCUGAAGACUGAACACAAAGCAUAAUCAAAUAGACAACCAAAUUAAAGACAAUAAUAUUUAUGAAAAAACUUACUAUAAAGUCAGUAUUUCCUAAGUACUCUGAUAAACUUAAAUAAGCAUUAAUUUGUGAUGAACAUAGAGGUGCUAGUGGAUUUUUUUCGGCUUCCCAUUGAAUUAAUUUAUCAGAAAUUCGUACGGUCUUAUUUGACAUAUUACUUACUUAAUUAAGUCUUAUUUCUGCAUACCAAUUAUUAAAAUAUUUAUAAUAAUUAAAAAGUUAUUAAUUACUACAUUAAAUUACCUCCUUAAACUUAAGUUUUCAUAAGUUUAAAAAAAAUGUGGACGUAAACAAUUGUUAACAUAAAUUUUAUCAAUAUGAUUACAAAUGAUAACAUCACGGAUUCCGGUCACGAUUUAGAUUAAUCAAUCCAUUUGUUAUUACCACGGUCAUUGCAUAGAACCACAGCAAAUAGCCAUACUGCGUAGAACAUAAACAAGGUGUACCGAUCAAUUUAUACUCCUUGAAUAAAUGUUCUGUGGGAAAGGACUAUUAAAAUUAUUAAUCGUUAAAAUUAUCUAAUAGAUAAUUAAUGUGAAAUAUAAUUUGUGUAACUUAAAAUUUUUGGCUGGCGCCUGGCGGCUUACUAACGUCGAGAUUGCUUGUUAAUUUAUAAAAAAUUAAUAAAUAAUCAAUAUUGUACGUAUAUUGAUCAUACAUCUUUAAAGAAAAUAAUUUCAAGAAUCAAUUUGAAUUAACACGGUAAUUUAUUUUUCUGUUUUCAGUAAGUCACAAAACGAAAAUUGUACAAACAUUUUUAUACAAUUAACUUUAUUUAUUAAUAUUUAUCAAAGAUAUUUGACUUUUGUACUUGCAUAUUACCUACUUGAAAUGUUUUAAAUAGGUAGAAUUUAUCUAAUUGGCAUUCGAAAUGUUUUCUAACACAUCGUUUUUCACUGAUGGAAAAAAAGAAAAAAAUCAGAAAUCAGAAUUCCAAGUAGACCUUGCUUAUAAAGAAGAGGUUGAAUCCAAACUUAAUAAAUUUAAUGAGAUAAUAUUCAAUUCACAUGAUGGCGCUAGUCAGUCAACAAGUCAACAUGAUAUUAUUAAUGCUCUUGAAUCGAUAUCUAUCAAUUCUAUCACUGAUACUUAUGUUAAUGAUGUUGGUUCAGUUGAUCAUUUUGAUGAAUCUAAAAGUGAAAUUAGUUCUAUUGAAGAAAAUGCACAAACAUUGCAAGAUGGAGAUUUAAAUAAAAAGGAAAUCACUAAUCAAAUUUUUAAAUUACAAUGUUUGUAUACAUGGAACUUAAAAUCAAAUAAUAAACAAAAUAUAAUUCUGAUGAUACAAGAUAAAUAUGGUGAAUAUAACAUGAAUAUUUCCUCACCUGAAUUUACAUUUGAAAGGUAAAUCAUUUUUAAUUAAUAAUUUUAAUGUAGGUAAAUUUUUAACUUAUAAAUUUGGCAGUGGUCUUGUAAGUGACAUACAAUCAUUUUCAUUUUAAACUUUUGCUCACUUGUCUUGUAAGCUAAACAAAAAAAAAUGUUUGUUAAUUAUUGAAAGAAAUUGUAUUAACUAUUUAUGAAAAUAAUGUUACACAAAAAAUUAUUACAAAAAUUCACAUAAAUUAAAUAUAUUAUUACUAUUAGAUAUUACUCACAAAAGGUUACUUCCACCUCAUUAAGAAACUCUUAAAAAAUUUAAUCUUUUGAUGGAUGCACAAAUCUGCAUCAUUCUUGUAACAAUCUUUGAAAAAAAGUAAAAAUUCUAUUUACUCAUAUACAACAAUUUAGUAUUAUAUAAUGCCAUAUACGUGUGAUAUUUUAACUGACAAUAGAAUGAUAAUGUCAUUUUGCAAUAUAACUGAUAAAUUAUAAAGUAAUAUAUUAGUAAUAAUUAAAGCCCGGAUGUAUUUGCAUAUGCAACUUCUACUGAUCCAAUAAAUUGCUAAGUAAGUUUUAAAUGUGUUGUGUAUAAGUAGGAAUUAAAAUUUUAAAUUUUAAAGCACAAUUUUUUGGAAUUUCCAUAAUUUUUUUUGAAUUUAAUUAUUGAAUGUUAUUUGUCGAAAUGAUAGUUUAAUUAUUUUUAGAAUCGCAUCUGUUCUACUGGAAUUAUCAGAUUUCUCGUAUUUACAAUGCAUAUAGAUAAGAUCUAUUUAACACAAAGAUAAUUUAUAAAACAUGAUCAUUUGACAGUCUGUACAUUUUGUGUAGUCUCUAGUUCUUUUAUUAUUUUGUAAAUAUGCUGAAAAUUAAGCCAAAUUUUUUGUUUUUGAAGAAAAAAAAAUUUGUGUACAAUUUUUAAUUUUUUAACUGCAAUUAUCGGUAUUUUUUAGUGCAAUACUACAAUCAAUUUUACUAUGUUUUUACUGUUACAACAUCUGUGCCCUAGUAAUAAUAUAUUACUUUUUAUUGUGUGUUAAAUUUAGAUAAGUAUAUUGUAUAUUGCUUACGAGACCAGUGAACUGCAUGUAGAUUGCUUAUGAGCAUAAAUUGUACAAUAAUUUACUUAAUUUGUUGUAUUUUGAAAUAAUUAAUUUUGAUUUUUAUGACUAGGUUUAUAAGUAAUUUAAUUAUUGCCUAUGAAUUGUUUCAUAAGGGUGAAACUGAACUUGGCCAAAUGAAAAUAUUAGACAUUGGAAAAUGGCUUGAGGAAUUAGAUAAUCUUAAAGUUGAUGAGUUUUAUUUAUCUAUUAAUGUUGGCCUUAAACAUGUCAUGACAGGUACUUUUAUUCAUAUGUUAUUUGCUACAAAUCUAACAGAAGAAUGUACCUGGGUAAGCUAUAAUUAAUUGUACUCAUUUAUAUUUUAUGUAUUUAGUAUUCUUAAUUUUAUAAAGUGAUAAUUUAUAUAAAUUAGUUUUUUUUUUAUUACCAAGUGCAACUUAUGACGAAUCUCUUGUUAAAUUUUCAAGCAUUUCUGUUUGGUCAAAUGACUAAAUAUAAUACCAUCAAAGAAAAACUAGAAAAUAUAAAAUGCUUAUAAAUAUAAGCUUUCCGUGAACUUACCCGAUUUUUCUUGAUUUUACUAAAUUAUUAAAAAAAUUACAUAGAAAAUCAAAAAUCAACACACUUAUUCAUCAACUAGAUCCAAUGUGCUUCAAAAAAGUGUCUCAGUUUUUUAAUUGAAACAAGAUUUCUGAUAGAAAACAUAAUUUGUACAAAUUUAAAAUAUUGAAAUUGUAUCAUUAAUUUGUCAGUUUCAAUUUACUUUUUUGUUUAUUAUUAAUACUACUUGGAUAAUCAAAAAAUGAUCUGUUUAACGCACCAACUCGAUCCAAAAUGCGACAAAAAAAGAUUCUUGUUACUUUUUGAUUGGAGCAGUAUUUUUAGUCAAAAAUUUGUAAGCAGACAGAAAAAAAAAAUCACAUAGAAAAAUCAAUUAUCCCUUCACUAAGAUUAGGAUUUAAAAUAUAUAUAUACCGACAUAAGUUUUAUGCUAAAAAUUAAAAUUCUGAGGUAUUUUUAAUGGUUUUCGAUAUUAUAAUUGACAAAUAGCUAUUUAAUAUAAAAAUGCCAAAUAAAUACUUAAGAAUAAUACUUAAGGUAGAUAUUGCACUAAAUGGUUAGCCAUGUGUAGAUGUGUAGGUAUUAUAUGACACUAAUGCUGAUAAGCAUUAUAAUAAAUAUAAUUAUUUUUACUUUUUUAGCUACUUAAAAAUGUUGUUUCAUUUGCCAAUAUGGAAUCUAAAUCAAGAGCAGCUGUAUAUGCAGUACGUGCAUCUGUGCUAAUUGAAUAUAGUAGAAAUUCUGCAUGUCUAAAAAAGGCUUCAGGCUAUGCAAAAAAAGCGUGUGAUUUAGAUCCAAACACUUCCUAUUGGUUUUAUCUUUAUUCACUUUCACUGACUGCUCUCAGGCAAUUUGUACAUACUGUUAAAUCAAACCCAACUGAAAAUGAAAAAAAUUCAAUUCAGCAAGCAAUUGCAUUGUCUGAUGGGAAAAUUACUCACUAUAAUUACCAUAGAAUGACAUUAGAUAGAGAUACUGUUAUUCGUUAUUUUCAUGAUAACAAAGAUAAAAAGGACAAAUUUGUGCAUAAAAAAAAUAUCCAAGACAACCAAACUCUUGUUCAUAUGAUCAAGUAUGUAAAAUUUGUUAAAAAUAAUAAUUAUAUGAGAGCUAAUCAAAAAGUAUUGAGACUGGUAGUAUCACUCAAUAACCAAGCAUUGAAGAGCAUUGGGAUUGGUAUCACUUUUAUGACAUUUUUUGAGAACAUUUAUUUCUAUUGUUUCUUGAUAACUUCUUCGGUUUGAUUUUACCAAAAUGUCUGUAAAAUAUGUUUUUUCGAAUUUAUCGAUUUUGUAAUGAAUCCAAAAGAGAGCAACUUGACAGUUUUGGAGAUCUCAAAUAAUUUGUCUGCAUUUUUUUUUAGUUCCAGAGAGAUACAACAUUUCAUGGUUCAUGCCAAAAAAUUUUAAUUGAAAAACUACAAAUGCGUCGCUGAGUGGCAGCAAGUUUCUCUUCUUUUGAAUUCAUUACAAAAUCGCCAAACAUGAAAAACAUAUUUUAGAAAAAUAUCCUUGAAUCCAAAGGAAGAGUUUAUAGAAAUUCUACAAAAGUAUAUGUGCUCAGAAAGUCAUAUAAGCCAGGCUUAUCAAUUUUUUCACUCUUUAAUAUUCGGUUCCUAGUAAUAUUAUCAGUUUUGAUACUUUUUAAUUAGCCCUCAUAUUAUAUGUAAUUUAGUUAAUUUUAGUUUUAUUCAAUAUACAUUUUUUUAUUAGAACAGUAUAUUAAAAUACAUUUUUGUAGAAUUUUCCUAGAAAAUAGAUACUGUAGCACUGUAUUGCACAAAGUAUUAUGUUGUGUUAUAUAAUAUGUUAUACAUACACUAUACAGGGUAAUUUUUUUUAAGCAUGCUCACCCUAUUUUUAUGGUUACAUUUUGCAUAAAUUCAAACUCAAAUUUUCAGAACUUUUAAGUGUAGUGAAAGGUGAUAUUCGCAUUGGAGAUUGUUGCUUUAAGUUUUUGCACUCGUGCAGAUCCUCCCCCCCCCCCUUAAUAAAGCCAAAGAGUUUCUAUUUUGUUUAUGCAUGAUGUAAUUAUCGAGGAUGUGCUUUUGGAAGGUUUAAAGUUUCAACUUUCAGUCCCCUCCAACCAUUUUUAUGCUCAAAUUUCAUGUUUUCUUCAUACAAAUAAUUAUAAUGAUAAUUGUUCAUAGGUUUAAAUACCCUUCUGAACUAAAAUGUAAAAAAACUUUAACAAACAUGCCUAAUUUUGAUCAACCAUUCAAAAUUUAAAAAAAUUAAAUAUUAUAAAUGGUAAUUUGGCUGGCAUAAAUUCAACUCUAUAGAUGAGAACUCUGGUGACUGGUGUUCUUUUAAUUUUAUUUACAACAAUAUUUUAUGAAAUAAGAAUUAUAUAAAACAUUAUUUAUCUUCAAAAUCCUUAUUUAAAUUUUUUUUAAAGAUAUUAUAAAUUGCUUAUAGUAACUAUGAAAUUAAAAUAUCUAUAUAUUUUUGUACAAAAGGAGAAUCUCUACACUUAAUUAUAAUGCAAAUUAAUUAUAAUUUUAGGACUAUAAUUAGUAUGGAGCCAAAAGACCCUCUUUUAAUAGUCAAAUGUGCUAAAACUAUAAUGACUCUCCCAGUUAUGGUGCGUGAUUUUAAUUUGGGAAAACAAUAUUUGACAAUAGCUUUGGAAAUGGCACCAAAUGAUAGAGCUGUUUUUAAAGCCAUUGAAAGAACGAUUAAACAAUAUCAACAAAUAGUAAGACAUUUUUUAUAAUACUUAACAUUUAAGUUUAUUAAUAGUUUGCGUUUAUUUAAAAAUGUUAGUCUAAUAAAAACACAGCGUUUGAAAAGGAAAGCCAAACACAAUCAAAUAGUAAAAUAAAAAAAUUAGAAGAUGAGUUAAGAAUUUUAGUAAAAAAACAUAAUAAAGGUGAAAAUGUUGUUGCCCAUCUAACUGGAAUGACUGAAAAGUAUGUUGGAUUGGAUCAGUGCAAACUUAUAGCUCAGUUUUGUUCUUAUAAUAUACUAUUCGCAAAUAACUUAAAAAAUGGUGUUGAACAAUUUAUUUGGUUAACUAAUCAACCAGGAAUGGUUAAUAGUUAUUUAAUUAAGGUAUGUAUUUUUAUCCUAAAAAUAUAAUAAAUUUAUAUUUUCAUUAAAAAGUUGAACUUUGAACUAAAAAUCUUUAUUUUUGGUUCAAAAAUGAUCACAUGUGCUUGUUUUUAGUUAAUAAUUAUUAAUUCAUUGUUAUCAUUUUUUAUUGGUUUAUUGUUGUUUAAUUUAUCUAAAUUUGUUAAAUAAUCAUUUUAUUCAACAAUAAAAUUAUUACUAAUAAAAUAUUAAGUAUUAUUCAUACAAACCACAUUCAAUUGUAUGUUUAAUUGUAUUAAUUUUCAUACAUUUUUAUUGUAUUUUGUUUCAGGAACAUUUUUCAUCUUUUGGCACAAAGAAAUUUAAUUUAGCUGAGCUUAUUUGUAAUGAAAUUAGAUUAGCUACAAAUGCAAGUACCACUUCAUCUGAGGAUUUGUUAUUUUACUAUAAAAUGCUAACUAAGAUCAUGGAGACGUGUAAUAUAAAAAUAAAAAAUAUAGAUCCAUCCAUGAAAACCAAAUUAAUCGUUAACUUACAUAAUAAAGCAGCUACAAGUACUUAUGAAACACAACAAAGUAAUUUCGAUUUUUCAGCUAAUAAGAGUGUCUAUGAAAGUGAAAACAUUAAAAAAUCAAUAAACAGUACAAAGCCACGUAAAACUACUCAAUCAAAUUGUAAAAAUGGUAACCGGAACAAAAGAUCAAAAAAGAAAAAUGAAGAAAAAAUCCCUACCAAUUCGGAUGCUACGGCAAAUGUUAAAAAUAAAACUCAUUGGAUAAAUUCAAAUGAUGAAAUGAAAUUUAAAAUCGAAAAGUUUUUUAAAACUGUUGAAGCUAGACCUGGAAUUUCUAACAACUCUAAUCAUAUUCCUCCUUUGAUUCCAGAUAACUUAAGAAAUAUAACAACACAAUCAGAAAUAAAUCAGUAUACUCAACAACUAUAUGAAUACAUUUUAAAUAGAAAACAAAAUUAGAAUAUUCUGUAUAUUAACAGAUUUGUAAGCCAAACUUUAUUACUAAAUUAAGAGGCACAAAAAAAUCAACAAAAAAAAAAAAAAAAGUGACUUGUUUAUUUAUAUUCAUUAUUUGAUUACUUUACUUUGAAAAUAUGUUAUAUUAAUAAUUUUAUCUACAAAGUAAAAAUCUUACUCAAUCUUUAUCAAUCCAUUUUAUUUUAUAAUAAUGUUAUAAUAAAUAUAAAUGCCUUUAGUUUUAUAUAAGUUUAUUAUAAAAUUAUAUAUUUUUUAAUACAACUUAAUUUAAAUUUAGUUCUUUUCAAUAUGCACUGUGGGACAUCCAAAUGUGUAUGGUGUAUCAAAAUAAAGUACCAUUUAAGGCAUAUGGUACAUAAAUAUCAUGUGUAAUAUAAUUUCUCUUCUCAUUUUAUAAAGAUAUUAAUGUUCUGUUAGGGUACGGAGAGAGUUGGAUAUAAAAUUAUUAGUUGACAUUUAGUUUUUAGAAGGCUUGAAUAUCAAAUGUAUAUCAAGGAGAGAUAUAAUAAGAUUUAUGGUUGAUUAGAAUUUGUAAACAAAAUUAAGAAGUGAGAUAAUGCUCUGUGAUUUUGACAGAAUUGAAUAGGUAUAUAGCUGAAAAAGUAUAAAAUAAGAAUGGUCACCAGACCUAUUACCAAUGGAUAUGGACUGCAUUAUAUUCUGUACAUUUUUGUACCAACUCCCUGUCCUAGUAGAAAUAAUUAGAGAUGAUGCUAAAAAUAAAAAUAUUAGAGAAGUUGUGUCCCUUUGUUCCCUUUCAAUUUAAGUAUUGAUGACACUUUGAAGAAAACCAACACAGUUAUGCAAAUAUAAC
Molecule: messenger RNA, 7893 nt
Organism: Cinara cedri
Lineage: Eukaryota; Metazoa; Arthropoda; Insecta; Hemiptera; Aphididae
Source: the annotation of a GenBank genome assembly